AUGAAAACUAAACACACUUGACAAGACACAUCAUUGGAACCGAACCUGUGGUCCUCCCACUCCCCACUCUCUUCAUCUUCCCUUGUCCCUCGGUUCUCCAGAGAGCCCUUCCAAUUCUCUCUCAAUGGAGAAAGCGAAGCAGAGGCCUAGCAAGGAUGACAAGACGCCGAAGCCCGAGUCGGAGGAGUACGAGGAAGACGACGGCGGCGAGUGCGUGAAGAGGGACCCCGUUGCGGGCCGGAAAGGGAGCGGGAGCGCCACGAGGGGCUGCCAGGCGGAGAAGUGCCCGGCGGAUCUGACAGACGCGCGGCCAUACCACCGCCGGCACAGGGUGUGCGAGCUCCACGCGAAGGCCCCGGUCGUCGUCGUGGGCGGCAUGCGCCAGCGGUUCUGCCAGCAAUGCAGCAGCCUCGUACAUCAAUUCCGUAAGAGUGAAUAUACAGAAUUCCUUGCAUUUCACGAGCUCUCGGAAUUCGACGAUACCAAGAGAAGCUGCCGCAGGCGGCUAGCGGGGCACAACGAGCGGAGGAGGAAGAGCUCGGGUGAGCCUUGCGCCAAAACUUCAGGCAGGAAAGGCUCAGGAUCUCAGCUGAAGGAGAUGGCCUGCGGACAGGUCGAUGAUCGGGGGAGAAUUCAGAUCGGCAUCCAAGAGAAUGCCACCUACAAGCACUUCCAGAUCAGAUGAGAUCUGAAAUUCUCGGAUCUUUGCUCCCUCUCUUCUGUCAUUCGAAAUUAUAAUCAUAUCCCUAGGUAUGAGUAAGUAAUUGUUAGUCGAUGAUCGGACCAGUUGUCGUCCGAUAUAGAUGUUGUGUGAUGUACUGCUGCUCCUGCACGGUCUUCCCGGCCAAUAUUGCUACAUUCGCUACUAUGUUACAUUCUGCAACAGGAUUAUUCCAUAACUUCGAGUUUCUACCGGGCA
Messenger RNA from Punica granatum (pomegranate), 919 nucleotides. The record is from RefSeq and is a predicted model, not a curated record. Lineage: Eukaryota; Viridiplantae; Streptophyta; Magnoliopsida; Myrtales; Lythraceae.